This is a messenger RNA of Meloidogyne enterolobii, 639 nucleotides long. The record is from the annotation of a GenBank genome assembly. NCBI's taxonomy places the organism in Eukaryota, Metazoa, Nematoda, Chromadorea, Rhabditida, Meloidogynidae.
AUGAAUAAUUCACAAGGUGACCAACUUGGACUAACAAUAGCUUACACUAUUGUUCUUUUUGAAUUAUUUAUAGAUUUAAUUGGAUUGCCUAUUUCUUCGUUAAAUUUUUACGCAAUUAGUAGAACUUCGUUAAUUCAUUGGAAUUUAAAAUUUAUUCUUCUCUGUCAAAGUGGCGCCUAUUUAAUGCGUUUUAUCAUUAAAUUAUUUAUUGCAAUCCCUAUUCGUUUAUUUGGCCCUUUUAUUCUUUGGCACGAAUCUGAGAAUCCGAUAACUGUUUUUCUUUUUUAUUCAAAUGUUUGUUUUCGAACAUUUCUGAGUCAUACAAUUUUACUGGAGAGAACUAUGGCAACUGUAUUUGCAAGAAAAUAUGAAAAAUCAAAAAGUAAAGUUUUUAGUAUUUGUUGGUUUUCUAUUGCGAUAUUUGUUGUAUUAUGCAAUGCAAUUUCUCAGCAAUUAACAACUCGAAAUAAUGGAGCACGUGCCACAAUAGUUACAGCAACAAGCUCAUAUAUAAUUUUGAUUUUAUUUAUUCUUUUAUUACGAUAUAAUAAAAAGAAGUUAAUUGCUGCAAAGGAAAAAGAAAAAUUUGGAAAUUAUAAACUUACUGAGAGAUACCAGGCAAGUUUUACAAAUUUUUAG